GCCAUGAAAAAAAUAAUCAGCUCAUACAAAUCCAACUACUACAACUCUUUCCUAGCCUGAGAAUUGAGCUCCUCCGCCGGAAAUAAAAAUGGCCACCGUAACCACUCAAGCUUCCGCAGCUGUUUUCCGGCCAUGCGAGUCAAAAUCAAGAUUCCUUGGCGGAUCUUCUAGUAGACUCAACAGAGAAGUAGCUUUUAAAUCAAUGUCGUCAACUUCUAACUCUUUCAAAGUUGAAGCCAAGAAAGGCGAGUGGUUGCCUGGUUUGCCAUCUCCGGCGUACCUCACCGGAAGUCUUCCAGGUGAUAAUGGAUUUGACCCGCUUGCUCUAGCGGAGGACCCUGAGAAUCUGAAGUGGUUUGUCCAGGCAGAGCUUGUGAACGGAAGGUGGGCCAUGUUGGGAGUCGCCGGAAUGUUGUUGCCGGAAGUUUUUACAAAGAUCGGGAUUAUCAAUGCUCCGUAUUGGUUUGACGCCGGAAAAGAACAGUACUUUGCAUCAUCAUCAACUUUGUUUGUGAUUGAGUUCAUAUUGUUCCAUUAUGUGGAGAUCAGAAGAUGGCAAGACAUCAAGAACCCCGGAAGUGUAAACCAAGAUCCUAUCUUCAAGCAAUACAGCUUGCCUCCAAAUGAAGUUGGUUACCCUGGGGGCAUUUUUAACCCCCUCAACUUUGCACCAACUCCUGAAGCCAAGGAAAAGGAGCUCGCCAAUGGGAGAUUGGCUAUGUUGGCAUUCCUAGGGUUUGUGAUUCAACACAACGUGACCGGAAAAGGACCCUUCGACAACCUCUUGCAGCACCUGUCUGACCCAUGGCACAACACCAUUAUCCAGACAUUCAGUGGUAACUAAAGCUCAGUGAAAUAGGAGAAUAUGUGGCUAUGUUUCAUGCUUUUGUAAACCAUGAAUUAUAUGGGUUUUGAGUGAGGUUUGAGCAUCUAUGUAUUACAAGGAACCUUUCAUGUACAGAGGAACAAGAUGGCAUUUAUAUUAUCAUUCACUUUUAUUA
Molecule: messenger RNA, 1001 nt
Organism: Mercurialis annua (annual mercury)
Lineage: Eukaryota; Viridiplantae; Streptophyta; Magnoliopsida; Malpighiales; Euphorbiaceae
Product: chlorophyll a-b binding protein 4, chloroplastic
Exons: 3
Coding region: 89-844 (251 amino acids)
Biological process (GO): response to light stimulus; photosynthesis, light harvesting in photosystem I
Cellular component (GO): membrane
Source: RefSeq, a predicted model, not a curated record